AUGGCCUCCAUGUCAGAGAACCAAGCUAUGGCGGACGGCCAAAUCGAGCAUCAACUUUUGGACGCUGAGCCAGCUGCCAAUACAAUGGACGAGACUACUACCAGUGAUAACCAACGCCAGCUAGCUGAGCUGGCUCUGAGAUUGUCCGGCGGGGGCACAGACGAGAGUGCCAUGCAAGUUGGCCAGCCCGAGGUGCCACUGCCUGCCAAUGGGGACGCCAACGGGAGUAUUCUCCAAAUAUCGGAUCACAAUGACGACGGAACAACGAAUACCGAAGUCAAUGUCGACAUGCCGUUGGCCGCAACAGAGCUGGUGGAACCAGAACAACAGAACCAGGAAGAGCAUCCCAGCCUUGAGCAAAAUACUACCGAGACCAUCCAGAAAGCACACAAAGUCAUGAUCCUCACACUCCCAUCACCUCCACUUACCGCGCCCCAAGCCGGUGAAAAUGUCACGCACAGGCCCGAGCUUCGAUGGGAGACCCGAGACGGUGCUCCGUUCUACCGCGAGCCCGGCAACGCAACAUCAAACAAUGGCAUUGGCAAUGAGGUCGAGGGUUGGAUGGACGUCUUUUGGAAACCUUCGGGCUACUUUUCUUGGUUCGUACCAACCGAGCAAGAAAAAGAGGUCGAAGAGCAAAUGAGCAAGGCGAUGCUCCUUGGUGACCUUGCACUUUACUCUUCUCCGGCCCUGGAUUACAAUCCCAUGUACCACGAUUUGGUUACAGACCAGAGGUACUACUUCCACAAGCGGCAGCCGGUUUGUGAUCCUGCCAAGGCUGCUGCCUCGGCCGUCCGCGAGACGUACCUACAGAUGGUGAGCGAACUGGGGAACAAGCGACUCCCUGAGCCUUUGGAGGAGGCUCCCACGCUGUCAUUGCCUUCUACGGCAGCAGCUCCGAUUCCCGGCACAUCUUUUGUCUGGCCGCCUACCAAUAUUUCAGGGUCUUCUCCCGAUUCUCGGCUCUAUCCUGAAGCACCCAUAAACCCUCUCGACAACGAAAUCUUAACCCCUCAACAAGACCCUGCCGUCAAAGACGUCGACGAAGCUGCUGUGUAUGGGAUCAAAAGACCGGGACCAGUGACGCCAGAGAGCGCACAGAAACGUGCCAAAACGACCCCGUCAUCACCGACCACACCCGAGGUCAACGUGGAACCACCGCCGACCUUGAUGUUUCCUGUGGCUCCUAGAACUCCCAACGGAAAUCCAAAGGAUGUGACCGCACAACAAUGGGCAUAUAUGCUGGACCUCCACCAGAUCAGGCAGGAGCCCCUCAUCCGCGACGAGCGGCCUGAGAUCGUCUGGAAGGUUUUGUUCGACAAGACCGAGGCUAAGUGGAAGCCCAAGUCCAAGACACAGGCGUCCCCAACGAUCGCAGUAGCUAAAGUAACCACCUCAGGCCGCACGCGACCCGUCGUAGCAGCGCUGAGCUCAGCGGGCGGUAGCCAGGAAAAUCCCAUUUCGCUUGACACGCCAGAGGGCAAAGUCUACACCCCCAGGGUCGGUACUGCCGGCAACCCGAUUACAGUUGAGCUGGGUAUCGCAGAGGAGGACGUGUCGGUCAUCUCACCCGUGAGUUUCUGGACUAGUCCCGCGUCGAGCUCCACGCCAGGCUCUGAACUGUCAUGGCCAAAAACACCCGUCAGGGCUUCUGCUCCCUCGCAGGACCCCUUCGCCGCCAGGGUCACCCGUUCCGCAGACAAGAAAACCGCCACGUCUCUGCGCCGGGACGGUUUCGAGUUUUACCAAACCAAUGACGGGGAGCUGCUUCGGUACCAGAACAUGAUUGAGGACCAGGGAGUGGUUCCGGGGACUCUUCUUCCCGACGGCCGCCAGCCCGACCGGCUUCUUAUCGACAAUUUCCGCAAGGACUCCAAAAAACUAAAGGAAACAACAAGCAACUUCAGCCCGAGGAAGUACACAGUCCACCCGAAGAACACCCCCCUGAACAGCAAAGAGUACUGGGAAAACUGGCUGCAGCACAAGAAUCAGGCCACGCCCACGACCGCCGACUCACACACUGCCGCCGCCAGGCAACGCUGGAUAGACGACGCGCCCAGGAGCUCGAGCCAGCCCGCCCUGCUGCGGGGGUUCCCCAUGGUGGAGAUGGUGAUGUUUGUCCGAGCCAACAACCGCCAGGACGAGGGAAACUGUUACUGGAACGCUCUGUCGCUGCACAUGUACGGCCGGCCGGACUUUGGCGAGCGCGUCAAGCUGGAGCACCUGCGUCACGUCGAGGCCGUGCUCAACACGCCGCAGCACCCGCGGCACGAAGCUUACACCAACGUCAACGCCCGAUUUUUCCAAACUAACGCCGAGGGACUGUCGGGCGGUCCCUUUGUCGCCAACAUGUGGCAGAUCCUGCACCUGCCGGGGUCGUGGACGCCGUCGUGGAUGACGCAGAUCACGGCCGACGUGUACGGCGUCUUUGUCGUCUUGUACACGCUCAAGUGCGAGAAGCGGCUUUUGGUCACCGAGACAACCACGCGCGGAGCCUACAACUCGCGCCACAUCUUCCUGCUCUUUGUCGACGGGAACCACUACCAGCCCAUGAUACCAAACGAAUUCGACCCGUCCGAGUUCCGCUGCCCGCGCCCGUCCAAGGAACUCACCAAGGCUUAUGUGUUCGGCGACUCCAAGCGUUGGGGUGAAGGAGUCACUCAUGGCUGGCGCAACGACGUAUCGUUUGGCAACCGUGUGCCCAUGUCGUUGCCUGUCGACCAUAACAUGGGCGCAACCUAUACUGAUACAGAGCGGCUCCUCAAGGCCGUGGUGGAAGGUGGUACCGGAUCUUGGAAAUCGGAACUAUAA
Molecule: messenger RNA, 2811 nt
Organism: Pyricularia grisea
Lineage: Eukaryota; Fungi; Ascomycota; Sordariomycetes; Magnaporthales; Pyriculariaceae
Exons: 1
Coding region: 1-2811 (936 amino acids)
Source: RefSeq, a predicted model, not a curated record